Melanotaenia boesemani (Boeseman's rainbowfish) is the source of this 1583-nucleotide messenger RNA. Its product is annotated as putative nuclease HARBI1. NCBI's taxonomy places the organism in Eukaryota, Metazoa, Chordata, Actinopteri, Atheriniformes, Melanotaeniidae. The transcript has 3 exons. The record is from RefSeq and is a predicted model, not a curated record. Bases 608 to 1339 code for a protein of 243 amino acids.
UAGAUGCGUUCCUGAAAUCAUACCUGUAGCCGACUUAUAGGCACCCCAUAGGAAUUUAAUGUUGUCAGUGCAGUAUGGUCUUACUUGUUUUGAUCGUAAAGCAAAUGCACUCAUUUGUUCACAGAAGCCUAAUUGUGACAAGGUGUGUAGUAAUGAGUGUAAUUACUGAGUAAACAUAAAUAGGUGAAUUACGACCGUGCGUAAUGCAGAACUUCACAAUGGAUGCGCUGGCACUCCUUGAAGAUUACGCAAACGGCAGGAUCAGGAUGGAGAGAGUUUUUAGAGACCAUCAAGAUUUCCUGGCCAACGAUGAUGACUGGCUGAUAUGCCGAUUUAGAUUUCCUAGAGCAGUGCUCUUAAAUCUAUGUGCUGAGUUGGGCCCAGUGUUGGAGCGAUCAACCCGCCGGAACCAUGCCAUACCCGCACAUAUGCAGGUGCUGACAACUCUCGGGAUUCUGGCAACCGGCUCUUUCCAGCGGGAAUUAGCCGACAGGUAAUUUUAAUUUAAUCUAAGCUGACAUGUUCCAGCCCAACACUCAGUGGGUUUCAAUAAGUUGUUACAUUCCAUUUUAGGUCUGGAAUAUCUCAGCCAUCGCUGAGUAAUGUAAUGCCUGCCGUUUUGGAUGGCAUUAUAAAAAUGAGCAGUCGAUACAUAAAGUUUCCAUACACUGUAGGGGAACAGGCCAACAUUAAAAGGCAAUUUGCAGCAUCAACCGGUUUCCCAAAUGUAAUCGGCGCGAUUGACUGCACUCACGUUGCUAUAAGGGCUCCAAGUCAGAAUGAGUUUGUCUACGUUAACCGAAAAAAUGUGCAUUCAGUUAACGUGCAAGUCAUUUCCGACUCAAACUUGCUUCUGACAAAUUUAGUGGCACGGUGGCCUGGGUCAACCCAUGAUUCAUUCAUCCUGGCACACAGCAGUGUAGGGAAUAGACUGCAGGCAGGUGCUUCGCGGGAUGGGUGGCUUCUCGGUGACAGUGGCUAUCCCCUGAGACGCUGGCUCCUCACGCCUUUUGCGAACCCGCAAAGCGCAGAGGAGGCGCGCUUCAAUUCCGUCCACGUUCGUGCGCGCUCUGUUGUGGAGCGAGCCAUCGGCCUCCUUAAAAACCGGUGGCGGUGUCUUGAUGCGUCGGGGGGGAGACUUCUCUACCAGCCCAAUAAGGUGUGCAGGAUCAUCAUGUCGUGUGGUGUCCUGCACAACGUGGCACUAAGGAAUGGUGUUCCCCUCCCACCUGGCCUCCCUCCCAUUCACCAUGAGGAUCCUGACGCACAGCCCCCUCCCCGGCAUGAAGACCACCAACGGGGAGCCAGGCUACGUCAGCAAGUCAUGCAGCGUUUGUGAAAGGAAUACACGUCGAUGGUGUCCCUUUGUGUUUGGAGGACCGCAUCUGUCAGCACGCGGCCACCUCCAGCUGUGCCGUGCGCCCGGGGCGCACUCGUGGUGGGUCUGACCAUCUCCUCUGUGGAUGUACCGGGGAUCUCCUCACCCACUGCCUCCAUCUGUAGAGUGACUGGAGAUAAAUAAAAAAUGUUAUUCGCUGCUUUUUACAUGGCUGUUAAAUUAAAUAAACAAUAAUUUACCGGUC